Dipodomys spectabilis (banner-tailed kangaroo rat) is the source of this 237-nucleotide messenger RNA. It is a transcript of the gene Wfdc11, whose product is annotated as WAP four-disulfide core domain 11. The coding region runs from base 1 to 237 and encodes 78 amino acids. Lineage: Eukaryota; Metazoa; Chordata; Mammalia; Rodentia; Heteromyidae. The transcript has 3 exons. The record is from RefSeq and is a predicted model, not a curated record.
AUGAAUCUCCGGAUAACCCUGAGCAUGGUGUUCCUUUGUUUGCUGCUGCCGUCUGUGCUGAGCAGAGUGAAGAGCAAAUACUUCAGGGGUAAAUUCAUCGAGCAGUGCUGGAAAUACCCAAAGGUGGAUGAAUGUUCCCAGAAGUGUUCUAGGACCUUUCGAUGUUUCCUCAAAACUCAUGUGUGCUGCUGGACCGAUUGUGGUUUCAUCUGUUUAUAUAACGAGUUAUCAGGCUAA